Chrysochloris asiatica (Cape golden mole) is the source of this 677-nucleotide messenger RNA. It is a transcript of the gene ALKBH7, whose product is annotated as alkB, alkylation repair homolog 7 (E. coli). Gene Ontology annotation, biological process: DNA damage response; fatty acid metabolic process. The coding region runs from base 12 to 677 and encodes 221 amino acids. The transcript has 4 exons. Gene Ontology annotation, cellular component: mitochondrial matrix. Lineage: Eukaryota; Metazoa; Chordata; Mammalia; Afrosoricida; Chrysochloridae. The record is from RefSeq and is a predicted model, not a curated record.
GCUCUGGGGCCAUGGCCGGGAGCGGGCGACUGGCGCUGCGGACGCUGCCCGGGCAGGUUUGGGUGCGGAGCUCGGGUCCGGCCGUGCUGAGCCGCUUGCGGGACGCAGCCGUGGUGCGGCCUGGCUUCCUGACCGCGGCCGAGGAGGAGACGUUGAGCCGGGAACUAGAGCCGGACCUACGCCGCCGCCGUUACGAAUACGACCACUGGGACGCGGCCAUUCACGGCUUCCGGGAGACAGAGAAGUCGCGCUGGUCGGAGGCCAGCCGGGCCAUCCUGCAGCGCGUGCGCGAGGCCGCCUUUGACCCUGGGCAGGCCCUUCUCCCCCGGGUGCACGUUCUGGACCUGGAGCCACGAGGCUACAUCAAGCCGCAUGUGGACAGCAUCAAGUUCUGCGGAGCCACCAUUGCCGGCCUGUCCUUGCUGUCAUCCAGUGUCAUGCGUCUGGUGCACACCCAGGAGCCCGCAGACUGGCUGGAACUCUUGCUGGAGCCGGGCUCCCUCUACAUCCUUAGGGGCCCCGCCCGCUAUGACUUCUCCCACGAGAUCCUGCGGGAUGAAGACUCCUUUUUUGGGGAGCGUCGGAUCCCUCGAGGCCGACGUAUCUCUGUUAUCUGCCGCUCCCCCCCUGAGGAGAUGGGGCCAGAGGAGCCUGGACAGCCCCCCGCAGUCUCCUGA